UACUAUUUAUACUUUAUUAAUAUCAAGUUAUUAACUGUCUCAGUGACAUUCGCGAAACAACAAAAUGGAGUAUUGGAAUAUCUUGUUGAGAUUGACACAAAAUUUCUUAGUUUACGCCAUUUUGCGAGCGGCUUUCAAAAUUAUUUGGCCUUCGAUGAGCAAACUGAAAGCUCAAUUAAUGAAAAAGGCUAUUCAUAAAUAAUCCUGCUUUUCUGACAAAAUUUAAGUACUAAAUAGGUAAGCUCAAACAUGUUGGACAAAGAGGCUUUUUUGACGAACAAUAGAAGAGAUUAUAAAUGGCAUUUGAGGACUCCCAUCGCACCUAUUCCAUCUCAGCCCCCUUUGCGAACUAAACCUAACAACUGCUAUGUUGCUCGAUUGGUUGAACCAUAUUGCCACUGUGACUUCCAUUUGUAUGAACCAGAAAUGGGUAGAUACAUGAAGCUGGUUAGAACAGAAAACCAUCUCCACAAAGUACUGCACAGUCUGAGCAAAAAGAUGGCCAUUCUAAAAAGCAGUGUAUUAGACCAUCCUUGCGACAAUGAUGAUGAAAAAAUGGAGACUCUUUUUCAAAUUAAUUACCUUAAAAAAGGUUCACCUGUGGCGAAAUACAGGAAGCUACGUGCAGCAAUAGAUUCUCCAUUCGGUGUUCCCGUGAAAGGAGAGGUACUAGGUUUAGGAAGAGGCUAUAGGGAUCCGUUCAAAUUUAGGCAUAGUUGUUUCCCUAAACCACGUGUGCACCCAGCUCCUUGUGUUACAUACCAAGCUACCCCCAGUCCAGUAGACGAAUGGUUCAAGCUUCAAACUGGUACUACAGAGUACCACGAUACCAUCAAUCAUAUGGGAUAUAAUUUAAUAAAGAAUAGGCAGCAGUAUAGAGAACCUUUGAUGACCUCAAGGCGAACUGAUAAUGAGCCAUGCAGAUAAUAAUGUUUUGAAA
Molecule: messenger RNA, 940 nt
Organism: Psylliodes chrysocephalus
Lineage: Eukaryota; Metazoa; Arthropoda; Insecta; Coleoptera; Chrysomelidae
Source: the annotation of a GenBank genome assembly